AAGCCUUAUUAUUCUCUUGCAUCUUCACUUUAAUAACCUCGAAGAAAUAAUAAAGAGGGGAACCAAAGCCAUAGACAAUUGGUCUUUCUUUUCUCUGUUCUUUAAUCCGACCAUCGAUGGAGAGAUACGACAUCUUAAGAGAUCUUGGCUCCGGUAACUUUGGUGUUGCAAAGCUUGUCAGAGAGAAAGCCAACGGAAAGUUUUACGCCGUCAAAUACAUCGAAAGAGGCCUUAAGAUUGAUGAACAUGUACAGAGAGAGAUCACAAAUCAUCGAGACUUGAAGCAUCCCAAUAUCAUCAGAUUUAAAGAGGUUUUUGUAACACCAACACAUCUUGCCAUAGUAAUGGAGUAUGCAGCAGGUGGUGAACUUUUUGAAAGAAUUUGCAGUGCCGGUAGAUUCAGCGAAGACGAAGCAAGGUAUUAUUUCAAACAACUUAUCUCGGGAGUUAGCUAUUGUCACGCCAUGCAAAUAUGUCACAGAGACCUUAAGCUCGAGAAUACACUCUUAGAUGGGAGCCCAUCGUCGCAGCUCAAAAUAUGCGAUUUUGGAUAUUCAAAGUCAUCAGUUUUACAUUCUCAGCCAAAAUCCACCGUGGGAACUCCGGCUUAUGUUGCUCCGGAGGUCUUGUCCCGAAAAGAAUAUAACGGGAAGAUUGCAGAUGUGUGGUCGUGUGGGGUGACAUUGUAUGUAAUGUUAGUUGGUGCUUAUCCCUUUGAAGAUCCAGAAGAUCCAAAAAACAUUAGAAAAACCAUUCAGAGGAUAUUAAGUGUACAUUACACCAUACCGGACUACGUCAGGAUUUCCUCCGAAUGCAAGAAUCUCUUGUCUCGUAUCUUCGUCGCUGACCCUGAUAAGAGAAUAACUGUACCGGAAAUCGAAAAGCACACGUGGUUCUUGAAGGAUCCUCUGCCGGAGAUUUCAGAGACAGGAGUGGAAGGAGAAGAAGGAGAAGAGGAAGAGAAGUGUCGACAGAGUGUUGAGGAGAUAGUGAAGAUAAUAGAAGAAGCGAGAAAGGGAGUGAAUGGUAAGAAUGAUAAUGGUGGAUUAGGCUUAAUAGAUGGGAGCAUGGAUCUUGAUGAUAUUGAUGAUGCUGAUAUUUAUGAUGAUGUUGAUGAUGAUGAUGAUGAGAGAAAUGGUGAUUUUGUAUGUGCUCUAUGAUUUCAUAUCCAUAUAUACAUGCCUGCAUGUGUGUUGUAUUUCAUUCAUGUACAUUUUUACGUAUGUAGCUUGAGAUUAUUUCGUAUCGCAUAUAUAUUUGUAUAAU
Molecule: messenger RNA, 1266 nt
Organism: Eutrema salsugineum
Lineage: Eukaryota; Viridiplantae; Streptophyta; Magnoliopsida; Brassicales; Brassicaceae
Product: serine/threonine-protein kinase SRK2F
Exons: 9
Coding region: 117-1160 (347 amino acids)
Biological process (GO): intracellular signal transduction; protein phosphorylation
Molecular function (GO): ATP binding; protein serine/threonine kinase activity
Source: RefSeq, a predicted model, not a curated record